This is a messenger RNA of Pygoscelis adeliae (Adelie penguin), 1850 nucleotides long. RefSeq names its product glycogenin 1 (gene GYG1). Gene Ontology annotation, cellular component: cytoplasm. The record is from RefSeq and is a predicted model, not a curated record. The coding region runs from base 217 to 1218 and encodes 333 amino acids. Gene Ontology annotation, molecular function: glycosyltransferase activity. Lineage: Eukaryota; Metazoa; Chordata; Aves; Sphenisciformes; Spheniscidae. The transcript has 8 exons.
UUAGAUGCUCCCGUCUCUUCAGGAAGCCUGUACUCAGAAAAAUGCAGGUGUACUAGUACCUAACUCAAAGAACAGGGGAAUAGGCAAACACCUGUGAACUCUGGCUAUGCCUAUGAAAAUGCUUCCGGGGGAAGUUUUAAAACAUCUGGAGCAAGCACUCUGGUCCCCUCCUGCGUGCUGUCAAAUGAAAGAUUGCUCCUAGCUCAGGCUUCCAGGAUGCUCUUAGACCAGUCUUUUGUGACUCUAGCCACAAAUGACUCCUAUGUGAAAGGAGCACUCGUACUUGGUUCAUCCUUGCAACAGUACAGAACAACAAGGAAGCUGACUGCACUCAUAACUCCUCAGGUCUCAGAUCUUAUGAGGAAAUUAACAGAAAAAGUAUUUGAUGAAGUCAUAUUGGUAAACGUCUUGGAUAGCGGGGAUUCAGCACACUUGGCAUUAAUGAAAAGACCUGAGCUGGGUGUCACACUAACAAAGCUUCACUGCUGGGAACUGACGCAGUUUUCAAAAUGUGUUUUCAUGGAUGCAGAUACAAUGGUUUUGUCAAAUAUUGAUGAGCUUUUUGAGAGAGAAGAGCUGUCUGCAGCACCAGAUCCAGGCUGGCCAGACUGUUUUAAUUCUGGAGUUUUUGUUUACCGACCUUCCAUUGAAACAUACAAUCAGCUGUUACAGCUUGCCACAGAGAAAGGCAGCUUUGAUGGUGCAGAUCAGGGGUUAUUAAACACCUUCUUCAGCAGCUGGGCAACAACAGACAUGAGCAAACAUCUACCAUUUAUUUAUAAUUUGAGCAGCACUUCUGUAUAUUCCUAUCUUCCAGCAUUUAAAGCGUUUGGUGCAAAUACUAAGGUGGUGCAUUUCCUGGGAAGCACAAAGCCAUGGAACUAUACAUAUGACUCCAGAACAAAAAGCAUAAAAGGCAACAUGGAUGACCCUAAAAUAGUUCACCCAGAAUUCCUCAACAUGUGGUGGGAUACUUAUACAGCUAAUGUUUUACCAUUAUUAGAACAGCAUGGAGUUGUUAAAGAAAUUACUACAGGUGUAAACAUGGCAGAGGUUACAGAGGCAGUGUCCCACAUAUCAAUAUCAGCACCAUCACCAGUAUUACCAACUGUAUCUUCAGAAGAACACAAGGAACGGUGGGAACAGGGCCAAGCUGACUAUAUGGGAGUGGAUUCCUUUGACAACAUCAAGAAGAAACUUGAUACCUACCUUCAGUAGAAAUGCCUGUUUCAGACAGUGGUGAUGCAAGGACUUGUUCCAGAACUAACUGCUAGAAAGGUGUAGAUGGUGGUCGGUUACACUUGCCUAGUAGCUUGAUUAAAAACUUCUUGGCUGAAAGCCUCUGCAGUGCUACAGAUGAAGACUGAGCAAAAGCUAGGAAGCAGAAUUCCUUGGGCCACCUAUAACUGCCCAAUUUUCAAUUCUCCCCACUAGAUAAACCCAGGUAUUUUCAGCUUAAGUUUUCUUCUGUUGCGAUCAAUUGGCUCAACAUAUUCCUUGAAACUGGGUUUGUUACCUCACCUCAUUAAGGUGAUUAGCAUCGAUUCCUUUGCUUGCUGUUUUAGAUGUAAAAUCUACUUCAUGGGAUUGCUCAUGCACUAGUGUGGUAGCCAUUCUGCUUUACCAUAAAUGUAUUAGUGACACUGGGAUACAUACAGAUGUAACAGUAAUAGCACUGCUUUGCUCUUCCAGUCACAAUUGCACUUAAGUUUUGAUCAGGUUCUUAUGCACAGUGCCUACAGCAUGGCAGAAUGCAUUUUUCAGUUCUGUAUACUAUGGGACUAGUAAAAUGAGUUUUAUCUGUUAUUUGCAAUGUUGCACUUGAUACAAAAAUAAAAAGUUGUCAUGCA